CCCGUAUUUUGUAUACCGAACAAGCGCUGCAUGUCGCCUCGUAAGUUUACUUCAGAAUGAGUACGACGACCAGAGAGAGACAGAUUGGAACGUGGUUUCGAACAGGUUUCUAUGGCCAUUCCCGGAGUAAACCGAGGGCAGACUGUGACUACGAGUACAGACGUGCUGUGAAGCCAAAACCUCCCAUCAAAUUCGAAGAGAAAAUGAAGGCUGCAACAGGAUGGCAUCUCUUCUCUCGACACGACAACAAAUAUGUCUUUUUGCAAAGAGGUGUUUACUCAGCACAGGGUGUUGGAAGGCGAGCAAUUCGUAGCAGUCCAGCCUCAACAGAUCAUGAUAUGUUCAGUUGGGGUCCAAGAGUGGAGCCCCAGGAACGUUUCAGAACCUCCUAUCAUCUCAAUUAUACAGAUGGCACACCACUAAGAGCUACAGACACCUUGACAAUAAACUCACACAAAACAAGUGGCAGAAUGUCCGCUCCACCUGUGCUGUACAAACCACCAAAAACUGAUUCAGACAACAAAUUCAAGUCAUGCUACAUGAAAUCAUUUGAAUGGACUCGGCCAGCAACUCUUGGACAAUCCCGUGUCAGAGUAAGCAGCUGCCCGACACCAGUAGAGUCAAGAACUCCUCAGAAUUCCAUUUGCAGCAAUCCAACUUCAACUCCCAACGAAGAGAAUCAAACUUGA
Molecule: messenger RNA, 689 nt
Organism: Corticium candelabrum
Lineage: Eukaryota; Metazoa; Porifera; Homoscleromorpha; Homosclerophorida; Plakinidae
Exons: 4
Coding region: 57-689 (210 amino acids)
Source: RefSeq, a predicted model, not a curated record